Messenger RNA from Polypterus senegalus (gray bichir), 1053 nucleotides. It is a transcript of the gene gnat1, whose product is annotated as guanine nucleotide binding protein (G protein), alpha transducing activity polypeptide 1. The transcript is spliced from 8 exons. Gene Ontology annotation, biological process: adenylate cyclase-modulating G protein-coupled receptor signaling pathway. Gene Ontology annotation, molecular function: G protein-coupled receptor binding; GTP binding; G-protein beta/gamma-subunit complex binding. Bases 1 to 1053 code for a protein of 350 amino acids. The record is from RefSeq and is a predicted model, not a curated record. Gene Ontology annotation, cellular component: heterotrimeric G-protein complex. Lineage: Eukaryota; Metazoa; Chordata; Cladistia; Polypteriformes; Polypteridae.
AUGGGAGCUGGCGCCAGUGCUGAGGAGAAACACUCAAGAGAGUUAGAGAAGAAGCUCAAGGAAGAUGCGGAAAAAGAUGCCCGAACAGUCAAGCUGCUUCUGCUUGGUGCCGGUGAGUCAGGGAAGAGCACCAUUGUCAAACAGAUGAAAAUUAUCCAUAAGGAUGGUUAUUCACUGGAGGAAUGCCUGGAGUUCAUCGUUAUUAUCUACAGUAACACCUUGCAGUCCAUUAUGGCCAUUGUGAAAGCUAUGACAACGUUGAAUAUCCAGUUUGGAGAUACAGCAAGACAGGAUGAUGCCCGAAGACUGAUGCACCUCGCAGACACCAUUGAAGAGGGCACCAUGCCAAAAGAGAUGUCGGACAUAAUCAGCCGCCUCUGGAAAGACUCUGGUAUACAAGUCUGCUUUGACAGAGCCUCAGAGUAUCAGUUGAAUGAUUCUGCUGGAUACUACCUAAAUGACUUAGACAGGCUUGUCACUCCUGGCUAUGUCCCUACCGAACAGGACGUGCUACGGUCACGAGUAAAGACCACCGGUAUUAUUGAGACUCAGUUCUCCUUCAAGGAUCUAAAUUUCAGGAUGUUUGAUGUGGGGGGCCAGCGUUCUGAAAGAAAAAAGUGGAUCCACUGCUUUGAAGGGGUUACCUGCAUCAUCUUCAUCGCUGCUCUGAGUGCUUAUGAUAUGGUGUUGGUGGAGGAUGAUGAAGUUAAUCGCAUGCACGAGAGUCUUCACCUUUUUAACAGUAUCUGUAAUCAUCGCUAUUUUGCUACUACAUCUAUUGUACUCUUCCUCAACAAGAAAGAUGUGUUCACAGAGAAGAUUAAAAAAGCCCACUUAAGCAUCUGUUUUCCAGAUUAUGAUGGACCCAACACCUAUGAAGAUGCUGGCAACUACAUCAAACAACAGUUCUUGGAACUGAACAUGCGGCGGGAUGUGAAAGAAAUCUACUCUCAUAUGACUUGUGCCACAGACACAGAGAACGUGAAGUUUGUGUUUGAUGCCGUCACUGACAUUAUCAUAAAGGAGAACCUGAAAGACUGCGGUCUCUUUUAA